AUGAAGAACGACGAUGUGCUGUUACUUUUCGCUUCAGAUAUUGAAGUGAGUGACGAUACAUCAUCGAAGCUAAGGGAAGCAGUGAUUGAAAUUAACGGCAUGACAUGUCAUUCAUGUGUUAAUAAUAUCGAGGAAAGUAUUGGCCGGAAUGAGGGAAUCAAGUCGAUCUCCGUUUCACUGAUCGAUCGUGAAGAUUAUUCUGAGGAAUCAACAAAACGGCCAUCUCUGUCUAUUCUUCACAAAAAGAAAGGCGAUUGGGAUUGGACCGAUGAGAAAUGUUCCAUCAGACUUGGCGAGAAAAGUGCAAAAUUUAAGCCCUCAAAAGAGGAUUCGAUUGAAAAGCGGACAUUCUCAGUGGACGGGAUGACUUGUGUGCAGACCGUGGUAGUAGCGCUGAUGUCCGGAAAAGCUGAAGUGGUUUACGAUUCGCUGAUGAUCAGUGCUGAGCAAAUUGCUAGUGAAAUUGAUCAGUUGGGCUAUCGCGCCUCAAUUAUCGGCGGUGGCCUAAGCAGUCAUAAUGUGCUGAAUUUGCUGGUUAGUGAUAUUCAUUCAUAACA
Messenger RNA from Gongylonema pulchrum, 557 nucleotides. NCBI's taxonomy places the organism in Eukaryota, Metazoa, Nematoda, Chromadorea, Rhabditida, Gongylonematidae. The record is from the annotation of a GenBank genome assembly.